Hypoxylon trugodes is the source of this 1339-nucleotide messenger RNA. RefSeq names its product GCN5-like N-acetyltransferase. The coding region runs from base 636 to 1175 and encodes 179 amino acids. Gene Ontology annotation, molecular function: acyltransferase activity, transferring groups other than amino-acyl groups. The transcript has 2 exons. NCBI's taxonomy places the organism in Eukaryota, Fungi, Ascomycota, Sordariomycetes, Xylariales, Hypoxylaceae. The record is from RefSeq and is a predicted model, not a curated record.
AAUAUAGAAUGUGGUUCUAAAAUGUAAAAAAUUAGUUGUCCUGAAUACUACCUUGCCUGUCUUAACUGUCAUGAGAAAAACACGAGUUGCUCAAAGCGCGCAUUGCCCAUACUUAGCCUCGUCUUCGUUGGUUUUUACUGGUUGGUUUCGGUGAGUCUUGAGGCUCAAUAACGGGUAUACUAAGGAUUAAAGGUCUAUAGUCUGGUUGUUAAUCCAGUUAUUAACUCAAUAGUCUACGCGCGGCCUACGUGGAAUAUAUGGAUAUAGCCCCAUUGUAACUUCGUAUUUUUCCUUGUUAUCCUUGCUGCUAGGUAUGUCCAUAUAUUGUCACCACUGUGUAGUAUAGUAAUUCAUUUACUUGUUUGUUAUUUUUUUGAUUAUGGGGCUACCCCCUUUUUGUAUACUGGUGCUGUGGUGUUAUAGGGGGGAACGGGAGGCUGUCAGCGAAAUAGUCAGUGGGGCCAGAUGUUCGAGUCUGUCAGCAGAAAUAAUCUUAGGCGAUUCUAGCUAGAUUUCUUCUCCGCUAAAUUAGGGCUCAUGUGACUCAUCGAAAGCUAUUGCGAGCCAUCGUGAGUUGACGAAUGAGUGAAAUAUAAAAAAAUAGUCUCACCUAUAGAACUCAAGUUCAACCCAACAUGGAGCCUCAACGCGCCUCUUCUUUCAUAACAAACAGGCCACUCAUAACAAUACGGCACAUCUCAGCAGAGAAUACAUACGCGCUGCGGCAGGCAGUGCUAUGGCCCAACAAACCUCUGUCUUACGUGCAGCUGCCCGACGACCUCGACGGUCAGCAUUUCGGGGCUUAUGUUAUUGUUGAUGCUGCUUCGUCAUCGAAUAACAAGGGCGACGACGUCAGUGAUGGCAUCAAUAGGGAUGAAGAAGACGCGCGAAGUCCCGAGGAGCUGGUAAGCAUCAUAUCGCUGUUCGUCGAUGGGGAGAGUGGCGCGGCUCGGUUUCGCAAAUUCGCCACAGCACCGGCGUGGCAGGGCAAAGGAGUGGGUUCCGCCCUACUUACUUACACCAUCGAGGUGGCCGCUAGAAAAGGUGCCACGAGUAUCUGGUGCGACGCCCGCCAGGGCGCUUUGGGUUUUUACCAACGCUUCGUAUGUCCAGAGCCCUGUCCUGAGAUCCGUGGAUGGUCGAUCCAUCUGGUUGAUCGUAUGGUCGGUCUGUGAAAAAAAAAAUUGUGCGUCUGUGUUGUUGUUUGUAUCGAUUGUAUUGUUUGUACCUGUGUCUGCCUGGACCCUUCUAGCCUAGCCAUAGAAAAAAUGGAGGAGGUUGGGUAUGGGGUGCAAUUAAGACGUCUGGAACAAGCAGGAAUCGUCUGGUUCUUUUUUUU